UGUUAAGACUUGCCGUGUCAGACUCGCCUUUUUAAUAAACAAUAAUUUCUCUCACUCGAGUAAGGAGGACAGAGGACUUUACAUGUCAUCACUAAGACGGAUGUAAAUAAGCACAUUUCUACUGGGUCAGAUAUCUGCCAAAUUGUGGUGCAGGAAUUUGCUACAUCAACCUGUACAUUCCAUGGGUAGCAAGAGUGCCCUGUUUCCAGCCAUGGCCAAUGCAGCGGACUCUCAGCAACAGGCGGUCCUGGAAAAACUGAAGAUGCCCUUCUCUCGUGCAAUGAUUGGAAACUUUUUCCAGGAAAGGCCAAAAUUGGGGAACCAGUUUCUCGAGGAUGUCAUGCUCCAAAGCUAUCUGAAGAGGCAUCUUCCUCCAGUGGUGUUGGAGGAAGUUAGUCAAGAUCUUGAUCGUUUUAGCCAACGUUUAGUGAAGGAAAUUGAUGCAUUGGGACGUGAUUGUGAACUGAAUCCCCCAAAGCUGCAGCAGUAUGAUGCUUGGGGUCGAAGGGUGGAUGAUAUUGUUACUUGUUCGGCCUGGAAAAGAAUGAAAAAUAUCUCAGCAGAAGAAGGCCUUAUAGCUGAAGCCUAUGAAAGAAAAUACUCCAGCUGGAGUCGCCUCGUUCAAGUUGUCAAACUCUAUUUGUAUUAUCCAUCCUCUGGUUUCUUCAGCAGCUCACUAGCUAUGACGGAUGGAGCAGCAAAGGUCAUAGAGUCUCUUGGGAUCCCAACCCCUCUACAGAAUGCCUUUAGACAUUUGACAUCUCGCAACCCCAAUUAUUUCUGGACAUCGGGACAAUGGAUGACAGAGCGCAGAGGUGGAUCAGAUGUGGCAGAGGGAACAGAGACGGUGGCACGCCUACAGGAAGAUGGCACACAUACUCUACAUGGGUAUAAGUGGUUCACAACAGCUACUGAUUCAGAUAUGACCUUGACUUUAGGCAGAACGAUCGAUGAGCAUGGUAACACGGUGCAGGGCACUAGAGGGCUGGCUCUGUUUUAUCUGGAGCUCCGCGAUGCUGAGGGUAAACUGAAUGGAAUAGAGGUACAAAGGCUUAAAGAUAAGCUGGGUACUCGACAGGUACCAACAGCCGAGCUGCUCUUGGAUGGUGCGAAGUCUUUAAUGAUUUCCCCUGAAGGAAGGGGCGUCGCUUCAAUUUCCAACAUGUUGACCAUUACCCGCAUACACAAUACGAUUGGUGCAGCAGGUGGCAUGAGGAGGGUGAUUAAUCUAGGAAGGGAGUAUGCAGCCAAGCGAUUUGCAUUUGGAAAACUGUUACAGGACCACCCCCUACACAUACAGACCAUAGCACGCAUGGAGGUGGAAGCUCGAGGGGCUUUUCUCCUACUGAUGGAAACUGCUCGUUUGUUGGGUCUGGAAGAAACAAAUCUGGCAACAGAGCAGGAUCAGCAUCUCCUUCGUCUGCUUACACCUGUUGCCAAACUGUACACCGGGAAACAGGCUCUUGCAGUCAUUUCAGAAGGACUCGAGAGCUUCGGUGGACAGGGCUACAUGGAAGACACAGGCUUGCCUGCAUUACUAAGAGAUGCUCAGGUAUUGACCAUCUGGGAAGGUACCACCAACAUCUUGUCCCUAGAUGUCCUGCGCUCUGUCAUUAAGAGUCAAGGACAAGUUUUGACAGCCUUCUUCUCUGCCACAGAAGAUAAGCUACAAGCCGCAUUAGAAGUACCUGACCUUACCAAGUCUGCAAACGUCACCCUGCAGGCACUACAGCAACUUAAAGAAUUUACAAAGAAUGCAGGACUGAAAGGAGGUAGCUACAUGGAGCUAUCUGCCCGAGACUUUUCUUACAGUCUCGCAAAGAUCUACAUUGGUUCACUAUUGUUGGAACAUGCUGCUUGGCCGGGAGCGUCUGAUACAGAUAAAUACUGUGCACAAAGAUGGAGUCAACAAGAUCUGUGCCCUGUCUAUAAAGCUGAAGCCUCAGGAAGCUACAACUCUGAAGCCCAAGUGCUGGAUAAACAGCUGGUAUAUGAAAGAAGCCCUCUUACUAAAGGAAAGUUAUAGGAUUGCCAGUGGGUUUCUUUCCAUGUUUAGCAUCCUAAUAAGUACAGAUGAGGCAAACUCUUUUUUAACGAUUUUCUUGGCAAUGCACUUGGGUUUUAUUUUCUAAAACAUGAAUUGCUACUUGAAAAGGAAAAUACAUUUUAGACUAAUACCUGAGGUAGAAAAACAGCUGUAUUGGAGAGUAUUUCUGUUUGUCUUGUUUUGCAUAAAAUGUGCAAUGUAGUUAACAUGGUUCAAAUACACGUGGGUUUAUUAUCAUAAUGUUUUAUCACUGUGAAAUUAGCACAAUUAGCCAUGCCACGUGCCUUAAAAGCAAAUGUAAUUAUAGUGUAGUAUAGUAUCAGGGCCAGAUUAAGAGCCCAGUGGGCCUGGUGCUGACAAUUAUGAUGGGGCCUAAUUACAGAAUCUUAUCGACCAAAAACACUAGAACACUCAUACCUCUCAAGCGUCUGAGUUGGUGUUGGAGGGAAACUGAAG
Molecule: messenger RNA, 2503 nt
Organism: Pelobates fuscus (common spadefoot toad)
Lineage: Eukaryota; Metazoa; Chordata; Amphibia; Anura; Pelobatidae
Product: acyl-CoA dehydrogenase family member 11-like
Exons: 15
Coding region: 182-2026 (614 amino acids)
Molecular function (GO): acyl-CoA dehydrogenase activity
Source: RefSeq, a predicted model, not a curated record